Molecule: messenger RNA, 792 nt
Organism: Monoraphidium neglectum
Lineage: Eukaryota; Viridiplantae; Chlorophyta; Chlorophyceae; Sphaeropleales; Selenastraceae
Exons: 1
Coding region: 1-792 (263 amino acids)
Source: RefSeq, a predicted model, not a curated record
AUGAAAGACAUCGCCCACACCGCCGCCAUCAUGGUCCGCCAGGGCAAGACCCUCCGCGGCGCCCUCGCCGCCAAGACCCGCACCCUCAACUCGCGCCUCGCGUCCCACAAGGCCGUCGUCACGGCCGAGGCCAAGGCGGCCGAGCGGGCCAGCAAGAAGGCGGCCGGCGAGCCGGUGUCGGACUCGGAGCCCGACAGCCCUACGCUCGAGCGGGAGAGGCAGGAGAAGGAGAGGCAGGAGCGCGAGCGCCAAGACCGGCAGCUGCAGCGCGCCGAGCGGAUCCACGGGAUGCUGCGCGCUGCGGCGCGCGGCCGCGGCCGCGGGCGGCGCGGGCGCGGGCGGGGGCGCGGCGGCGGGCACGGGGCGGUGUACGAAGAGGAUCCGGCGGCGCGGCGGCAGCGCGUGGCGGCGGCGGGGCCGAAAGAGACGGAUCUGCGGACGGAUGAGAACGCGAUGCUCUCGUUCGGCCAGCGGGUGCGGCCGGGGCAGGCCGGCGGCGUGCUGGGGAUCGCGGCGACGUGGGGCGGCCUCGCCAACGGGGCGAACGCGGAGGGCAUGCCGUUCGGCUGGGGCCGCCCGAUCGUCGGCGCCGUGCCCGGUCCGGCGUCGUCGAUGCCGCCAGGGAGCUACCUGGAGAGCGUCGCGCGCUUCGCGGCCGGCGCGGGCGCGCGCGUGCACGCGCUGGUGCAGCAGCUGCUCGGGCCGCAGCUGCGGGCGCUUGAGCCGGAGGCAGUCGCGCAGAGGGCGGCGCAGAAGGCGGCGGCGGCGGCGCAGCAGCAGCAGCAGCAGUAG